This is a messenger RNA of Centrocercus urophasianus (Greater sage-grouse), 3017 nucleotides long. It is a transcript of the gene ELMOD1, whose product is annotated as ELMO domain containing 1. Gene Ontology annotation, molecular function: GTPase activator activity. Lineage: Eukaryota; Metazoa; Chordata; Aves; Galliformes; Phasianidae. The coding region runs from base 149 to 1153 and encodes 334 amino acids. The record is from RefSeq and is a predicted model, not a curated record. The transcript has 12 exons.
GCGACCCGGAUCUCGGCGCCGCACCGCCCAGCGACGGCGGCCCGGGACGCGCCAUGGGGCUGUAGCGGCGCGCUCUGGUAUCACCUGCAAAGAAGAGGUUAUUGGUGAUUAUCAGUUGAUUACAGCUUCUGUAACACAAACCACCAUCAUGAAACACUUCCUGAGAAUGUUUAUCCAGGUAUGCCUGUACUUCUACUGCAAGUGCUUGUGGCGCUGCCUGAAGUUUGUGGUCAGGAAACUAACGGGGCGAUGUGAAUUGCAAAGGAUCUGUUACAAUACCAAGCCUGGAGCUGCCAGAACUAUGAAAAUAGAGGCAUCACUGAAAGGUUCAAAAAGUAAGCGGCUGCAAACUUCAGUAAGUGUUCACCCUGAUGCUAUUGAAAAAACUAUAGAUGACAUCAUGGAGCUGAAAAAGAUUAAUCCAGAUAUAAAUCCACAGCUGGGAGUAUCUCUUCAGGCCUGCCUGCUGCAGAUCGUUGGGUACAGAAAUCUGAUUGUAGAGGUUGAAAAGCUGCGCCGAGAGCCGUAUGAUUCAGAGAAUCUGCAACAUGAGGAAAUGCUUUUGAAGUUAUGGAAGUGCUUGAAGCCCAAUUCACCACUGAAAGCUCGGAUUUCGAAGCAGUGGUGUGAAAUUGGUUUCCAAGGUGAUGAUCCUAAAACAGACUUUAGAGGGAUGGGUCUCCUGGGCUUAUAUAACUUGGUGUAUUUUGCUGAAUGGGACACUGAGGUAGCCCAACAAGUUCUUUCUGAUUCUCUUCAUCCUAAAUACAGGGAAGUCACUAAGAAGGAAAUAAGCCAGUUCAGCAAAGUUGAAUGGGAGAAGAAAAAGUUUGAUAAGGCAAUUGGCUACUCGUUUGCUAUUGUGGGCAUCAACAUAACAGACCUUGCGUAUAACCUGCUUGUGAGCGGAGCUCUGAAGACCCAUUUCUACAACGUUGCUCCAGAGGCACCGACACUCACUCACUUUCAGCAGACCUUCUGCUACUUAAUGCAUGAAUUCCACAAAUUUUGGAUUGAAGAGGAUCCACUGGAUAUAAUGGAGUUCAACCGCGUCAGAGAGAAAUUUCACAAGCGAAUCUUGAAACAGCUCCAGAACCCCGAGAUGGCUCUGUGCCCUCACUUUGCUGCAUCAGAAAGUUUAAUCAAUAUGUAGUUACUCACGUGAUUUUAUUUGGAAACACUCUUUCACUCUUGUGUUAGACCACUGUUCAGACCGUCACUAGCAUACUGAAUGACCAUGGCAAUUGUAUGCAUGUUUUUGGUGCAGUAUUCAUCUAUUUUUGUCACAAGUUCUAGAUCCCCUUAUGCUUCUCUUGGGGGAUUUCUCAUUUUAAAUGGGUGCUCAUAUUGCGGCAUUAUGCAGUGUUACAUUCUGAACUGAUGUCUGGGUAUCAGAGUUUUUCUAUUUUUUUAGACUUUCCUCAUAAUUCAACAUCAAAAAAUUGAAUAGUAUUUCUCUAGCUGUGUUUUGUAUAUGUGGAAUAUGUGGCUGGAUCUUGUAUUGUGAAAGCUUUUUAACUUCUUGGUAUGUUUUAAGAUAACUGCUGGCAUUUCAAGCAAAAUAUAUGUUUGGACCUCGUCUAGGAGAUAAUAUGUGUAACUUAAUCUGAUGUAGACAAACACAUUAAAGUCAAAUUUUCUCCAUGCAGCCAUAUAUGCUUAAUGCAGAAUUAAUGAGGCUUACUAGAUACAAGUUUCAGUAAGAAGUUUAUGCAGAAUUACAAUCAGACUCCACAGCUGCAUGAAUACCAAAUGUUCUGGUGAUGCUAAUGUACUCCCGGAGAAGUGCAAUCACUCACAGCUACUGGAUACUGGUAGGGGCCAAAAAAAGUACUGUCAGAUUGUCAGCACCAACACCACUGUGCUGAAGCACAGUUUAAAUUCCUGCACGUUCCUUUGGGCUGUACAGGGCUUGGUAUUCUUUGUCACAUGUUGGAAGGUGAUGUGAUUUGAUUACGUUGUGUGCGGUGAAUUCAGAGGAGCAGAAAACAAUAUUUUUUUUUGAACUAUUCAAACUGUAGCUUCGGUUGUCAAUUCAGUUCAUAAGGACUGGGAAAAUUAAUUGACUCGAAGGUUUAGAGAAAACCCACCUGAGUUUCCCAGACUACUUAAAAAACAAGAAAUGGCAAGCUGCAUUUUUUCUGAAAUCAGAAAUGAGUGAAAGUGUCUGACACUAAGAAUGUGUAGUAUAUUGAACAGCAUCUACCAUGGCAUUUCAUACCCAUGGUAUUUUUUACCUUAUAAGCAAGCAAUUUUAGUAUUAUGUUUGUGUAAAUCACUUGCAUAUGGAGAUUAACUUGCAGUAGUGUCCAACUACUUGUGAAUUAUAUGAAUAAAUCAUAUGUCAUUCUAAAUGGAAGCACUAUGGGUUUUAUUUUGCAGAUAUGGACUAGUGGAUAGAAGGGUCAUAACCUUUCUGUGGUAUUUUCUUAGUCUGAAGAGUGAUGUAAAUUUACCUGGGUCGGGUUUGUUACAGCAUUUCUAGUUAUGGUGUGAAGGAUUCAGUUUGUUAUAGCAUUUCUAGUUAUGGUGUUAGGCAUCACGAAAUAAAUAAGCUUUGUAUUUAAGCUCCCAUUUUUUAGCUCAAAUGUGAGGUGGGAAUUGGGACUUCUCUGCAGAGCUAAGAAUUUGCAUUCUCUGCAGAGAUGAUCAACAGAAUUCUAUAGGUGUUGCAAUAACUGGUGUUCUCUGAUGACUUCAGAAAUACAGUACUGAAGAUAUUAGCUGCUGCAUAUUUUGAAUGAAAAUAUAACAAAUAAAAAAUGUGUUGAACUUGUAAAUAAUCUAUGAUAACAGUGCAUCAAAUAUUGAUGACUUUUUUAUGACUUUUGAAGCCUCUAAUGUUUUCUUUCAACAGUUUUCAUUGUUUCAAAUAGCCUCUCACCUUCUUUCCUUCCCUGGCUCUCGUACUCCUCUUCCUUCUGCAACACAUUAAUUAGUCUGCACUGGUUUAUUUUUAAUCUUCUGCAUGGGAGUUAAUGGAGCUGAUGUGAAGGUCCCUGCCACCUUCUCACUGG